UAAGAUCCUCUCCGUCUCUCUCCUCUUCUUCCCCCCAUCAUCCAUUCCUCGUUUCUCACUCUCGCGAAUCUCACCACCCAUUAACAAAAACAAACACAGGAACAAGAAAUCUUUCUUUCUUUCUUUCUUUCUUUUCUCUCUCUCUUUUUCUCUGUUGCUGUAUAACGGAAAAAGCGUGGGGAGGUGAAUGCAGUUUAGCUCUCCUGGAUUGAUUUUCUUCCUAAUGGACUCGAUCUGGAGUCGUGAUGGCGUACCUGAAGUUAAACAUUUCUCCAUUGCUAUCUUUUUCGCCAUCUUCUUUAUUGCUGCUCAUUUCUUCCUAGAUGCAUUCCUUUUCCAAAAAUUUGCAAAAUGGUUAUUAAGUGAUGGAAUUGUUCCAUUAAAGAUGACAAAGUCUAUAAAGAGAAAAGUUGCAAAAUGUUCAGAGUCUAUGUGGAAGCUAACAUAUUAUGGUACUGUUCAAGCUUGUCUUCUUACUGUUAUCUACCACGAACCAUGGUCCAGGGAUAUAAAUCAAUACUUCAAAGGCUGGCCUAAUCAAGAGCUCAAGCUUCCUUUUACGCUUUUGUACAUGUGCCAAUGUGGAUUUUACCUAUACAGUAUCGCCGCACUCCUGACAUGGGAAACUCGCCGGAAAGAUUUCUCCAUAAUGAUGUCUCAUCAUAUUGUGACUGUGUUUCUAAUUGGGUUCUCAUACUUUACAAGUUUCUUCCGGAUCGGUUUGAUUGUUGUUGCCCUGCAUGACGCAUGUGAUGUAUUCAUGGAAGCUGCUAAAGUCUUUAAAUAUUCUGAAAACGAAUUUGCAGCUAGCGUCAUAUUUGGUUUCUUUGCAGUCUCAUGGGUCAUUCUGCGGCUGGUAUUUUUUCCAUUUUGGGUGAUCAGAUGUUCCAGCUACAAUCUCAUUGAGGUCUUGAAGCUGUCAGAGGCUUAUCAUACAUUCUUGUACUAUUUCUUCAAUACAAUGCUAUUGACUCUACUUAAUUUCCACAUAUACUGGUGGAUUCUCAUAUAUUCGAUGAUCAGGAGACAGUUGAAAAAUAGGGGAAAAGUUGGAGAAGAUAUUCGAUCAGAUUCAGACGAUGACUAGUAAGGUGAUGAUAAUUUGAAAGAUGGAAUUGAUGUUUCCUAGUGGAUGUUUACAUCAUUCUCCUGUUCAUGGCACCAAUCUGGAUCGAAUUUUGCUUGACCUAGUGAAAAUCACGUGGGGGUUCGUAGAUAAUUCUAAAUUUUUCAUUUGAUAUCCUUUUGCUAGUCCAGAAAAUGUAACUGACCAUAGGGCCAUCCAGUAUAUUCAUGCUCGAUCACCAUCUUCAUUCAUUGUAUACUAGAUAUGUUGUAUAAAUUUUUAUCUCAUCAUUUUUUCUCCUCUGGUUUCUGUUAAUUUUUCUUCUGCUUCAUUGAGUGGUAUCAACUUCUUCAAAGAAAUGAAUGAGAAAUCAACUUGAGUCAGAUUUUCAUUUUA
Messenger RNA from Papaver somniferum (opium poppy), 1462 nucleotides. Its product is annotated as LAG1 longevity assurance homolog 2-like. The coding region runs from base 188 to 1087 and encodes 299 amino acids. Gene Ontology annotation, cellular component: membrane; endoplasmic reticulum. NCBI's taxonomy places the organism in Eukaryota, Viridiplantae, Streptophyta, Magnoliopsida, Ranunculales, Papaveraceae. The record is from RefSeq and is a predicted model, not a curated record. Gene Ontology annotation, molecular function: sphingosine N-acyltransferase activity. Gene Ontology annotation, biological process: ceramide biosynthetic process. The transcript is spliced from 7 exons.